CCGGCGCAGACCGGCCGCCCGGAGCUGGCUACCAUGGCGCUGUGUGAGCGGGCAGCCAGCGGGAGCUCUUUGCUAUGGCCUCGGGUGUUGCUCUUCGGGGACUCCAUCACGCAGUUUUCUUUCCAGCCAGGUGGAUGGGGCGCAUUACUGGCUGACCGACUUGUCAGAAAAUGUGAUGUUCUGAAUCGUGGGUUUUCUGGUUACAAUACCAGAUGGGCCAAGAUUAUCCUCCCAAGACUAAUUAGUAAAGGGGGCAGCAAGGAAACUCCAGUGGCAGUUACCAUUUUCUUCGGUGCCAAUGAUGCCACACUCAAAGAUGAGAACCCCAAGCAGCACGUCCCCUUGGAUGAGUACAGUGCAAACUUGAGGGCCAUGGUGCAGUACCUGAGGUCUGUGGACAUCCCUGAGGAGCGAGUCAUUCUCAUCACCCCACCCCCGCUGGAAGCAGCCUGGGAGAAGGAAUGCAUCCUGAAAGGUUGCAAGUUAAACCGCCGUAACUCAGUUGCCGGUGAAUAUGCUAAUGCGUGUCUACGAGUGGCCACAGACUGUGGGACCGGUGUCCUUGACCUGUGGACCCUGAUGCAGAAGGACAACCAGGACUUCUCAUCCUACUUAUCAGAUGGCCUGCAUUUAUCACCAAAGGGAAACGAGUUUCUGUUCUUAAACCUCUGGCCGCUGCUGGACAAUAAGAUCUCCUCUCUGCCGUGGCUGCUUCCUUAUUGGAACGAUGUGGAGGAAACAAAGCCUGAGCUAAGUCUACUGGGAGACGGAGACCAUUAGUCAGCCUGGGAAACCUUCCCAAGUAGGAGCGGUUCCUGCCAUUCAUGGGUACCACCUCAGUUGUUAAUUCACAAACAUUCUAAGAACCACUGUUCAUCAUGUAUAUAACCUCAAACUGAUGAUUCAUAAAUACCAAGAAAUUGAAUAUUUUUCAAGAUUUAACUUCUGUUCAUAACUUUUUUUUGAGACAGGCUCCAAAGCAAUACAGAGAAACCCUGUCUUGGAACUAGCUCUGUAGACCAGGCUGGCCUCGAAAUCAGAGAUUCACCUGCUUCCCGAGUGCUGGAACUGAAGGCGAACGUCACCAAUGCCCGGCCUGUUCAUGACUUUUUAAGUUCAUUGGUGUUUUGCCUGUAUGUUUGUUUUUGUGAGGUUGCCAGAUCCCCUUGAACUGGAGUUACAGAUAGUUGUGAGCUGCCUUGUGGGUGCUGGGAAUUGAACCUGGGUCCUCUGGAAGAGCAGCCAGUGCUCUUAACCACUGAGCCAUCUCUCCAGCCCCUUGCUCAAAAAACCCACUAACAGUUGCCAAUGUUAAUAAUGUAUUUUUCAGGCAAAUGUUAUUCUUGACCCAUUUUGUUUUGAUGGUCAGUAUUUAUUGACUGAAACAGCAACAGACCACAGCUACAGAAUAUACCCUGAGCAGCUUGUUAAUACUGUACAUGGAAAAAAA
Messenger RNA from Phodopus roborovskii (desert hamster), 1450 nucleotides. It is a transcript of the gene Iah1, whose product is annotated as isoamyl acetate hydrolyzing esterase 1 (putative). Lineage: Eukaryota; Metazoa; Chordata; Mammalia; Rodentia; Cricetidae. The record is from RefSeq and is a predicted model, not a curated record. Gene Ontology annotation, molecular function: hydrolase activity, acting on ester bonds.